UCCAGCACAUCCUGCUCUCUCCAGGAGUGAAGUACUUCACCACAGUGACAGCCUGUAACACAGCGCAGACCUCUGCAGCAGCUCCUCAACCUCAGACGGUGUGAUCCUGGACAGCUCCACACCAGUUCCUGGAACAGUGCAGGAUGGCACAGGCGACAUGGACAUACAGUUCCAGGCAACGAGGACAUUUAUGGGAUGCAAAUGGCGAGGCUUCCACGAUCCUGAAUCUGGUUUAGACCACUAUGGAUGGCGUGUAGGAACAACACCAGGAGGUGAUGAGAUUCUGGCAGCCAGGAAUGCAGCCCUGGAAGAGGGCAUCUUCCACAUCUUCCCACGUGACCAACAGCUGCCAGUUGGGCACAUGAUCUACAGUACUAUCCGAGCGUUCAACAAAGGAGGAUUGCAUUUGGAAGCAACGUCCAAUGGAGUUAUGAUAGACAACAGCGCACCUGUUGUUGUGACCUCACCGACGGCGAUGCUCGGUAUUUCUUCCGUUGUUGCCAACACUACAGUCAGUCGGACAGGUCUGAGUUUACACUGGAAGUUCCAAGACGUUGAGUCCUCCAUAGAACGCCUGUACCUCUCCUUAUCAUCUCACCUGUUUGGAGAGAUAGAUAGUUCUAAUCUUAAGAUUCCAGGUUUUAUUCGAGAAUACACAUACAUAAAUGUGGACUUGCAUGAUGGAAGUAAAUACAAGGUGAAGGUCACAGCUUGCAACAUGACGGGCCUCUGUACAUCAGCAGCUACUUGGGACAUUUUGGUUGACAGCUCUAAACCCAAAACAGGAUCCUUCGCCAUAGAAACGGACCACGCAGUGAAACUUCAACGACAUCAAACUGGAUGGAUGACUUGGAACAGUACAAAUCUAAACCUAGCGUGGCUUGGAUUCUCUGACCUACAUUAAGG
Molecule: messenger RNA, 906 nt
Organism: Haliotis rubra (blacklip abalone)
Lineage: Eukaryota; Metazoa; Mollusca; Gastropoda; Lepetellida; Haliotidae
Exons: 5
Coding region: 158-904 (248 amino acids)
Molecular function (GO): protein binding
Source: RefSeq, a predicted model, not a curated record